Petromyzon marinus (sea lamprey) is the source of this 3733-nucleotide messenger RNA. The record is from RefSeq and is a predicted model, not a curated record. Lineage: Eukaryota; Metazoa; Chordata; Hyperoartia; Petromyzontiformes; Petromyzontidae.
CACACGCCACUUACCUCUCACACACACCACUAACAUACAUAGCACUCAUCCCCACACAAACACACACACCACUGACACACGCCACUCACCCCACUCACACCCCACACGCACCCCGGCUAUGUCCACGGGCUCAACAAGCGACACGGACGAGCUGCUGCACGACCUGGAGGGCCACUGGUUGCGAGAGGAGCGCGUCAAGAGCGACCCACGCAGCCCGGCCAGAGGCAUGGCGACCAUCGCCGUGGACGAAUUGGACUUCACCUCCGAAGAAGGCAGCGGUUGCAGCCCCGGCAGCAGCAACAGCAGCAGCGGCGGCAGCAGCAGCAGCAGCAAGGAGUUGAGGCCGACACGCCGACGUCGAGUCACGCAGGGUCGACGCAGAGGUCGAGGAGGAGGAGCAGGAGGCGGCGGUGGUUCUGCUGCUGCUGGUGGCGCUGCUGGCGACGACGGAGGAGAGGGCAUCUCCGAGGGCAAACACGGACAACGCAAUGCGGCCAACGCGAGGGAACGGGCCCGCAUGCGGGUGCUCAGCAAGGCGUUCUCCAGACUCAAGACCACGCUGCCCUGGGUGCCCGCGGACACGAAGCUCUCCAAGCUGGACACGCUGCGCCUCGCCUCCAGCUACAUCGGGCACCUGCGGCAGAUCCUGGCCGACGAGACCUACCAGAACGGAUUCGUGCACCCGGUCAACCUGACCUGGCCCUUCCUGGCCGCUGCCAAGGGGGACUCUGAGCUGAAGGACGGCGGAGCCACUUCUCGCAUGUGCGCCUCCCCCGUCUCCUCGCUCGCGUGAGUGGCUUCGCUCCUCUCUCAGGGGGUCGCCACGUGACGUUCGGAGAGGGACUCCAGCAUCACCAUCAUCAUCAUCGUCGUCGUCAGCAGCAGCAGCAGCAUGAGCAAUAGCAGCGGCAAGGGAAGCAGCAGCAGCCACAGGAUCAGCAGCAGCAUCAUCAGCAGAGGAAUAAAUACUGGCGCCUUCUGCAGGAUUCACCAGUUUGUCCACGUGUCCCAGAUGUUUUUCUUUUGGGAACGUCGAGGACCCAUCGUUACUCAUCGAGGUAGAUUUCAUCUUGACAUGAUGAUGAUGAUGAUGACGAUGAUGGCGAUGAUGAUCAAGACUUUUUCUUAAUAUGAUGAUGACUAUAAUCAAGAUCAUUCGAUAUUUUGACAAUGAUGGUCAUGAUGAUGAUGAUGAUGAUUAUUAUUAUUAUGGCGAUUAUGAUCAAGAUCUUCAUCUUGACGAAGGUGGGUGCGAUGAUGGCAACGAUGAUCAAGAUUUUAACCGUGAGAUGAUGAUGAUAAUUGCGAUGGUGAUUACCAAGGCAUCGCCGCCUAUUACAACCGCACCACCGCCACGAUCAUCGUUGUCAAAAUCAAAGACAGCGAUACGAACAGAGCAUAGCUUUGAAAAACGAUGCUUUGCGGGACGAAGCACUUAACGCAUACGGUUUUUUUUUAUAUACAGCGUUGUAUCUCUGCUGGCUUCAUGCAGAGGAGAGUUUAGCGGUACGCUAUGUUGCUAAAAUGUAUGCAAGAGUCAGUUUAUAUGCAGCAAACAGUUAUGUAUUUUUGCUAGUUUUUUUAUACGUAUCAAUUACCAUAUCAGUACGAUGUACAUAAUAAUUAUUCAAUUUAUAAGGCACAUUUAAUCGAGUUUCUCAAAGCUUUGUACAAGACACGGGCAGCAAACACUCAGCAUAAAAAAAUAGCUCACGAAACAAAAAAAAUAUAUCAUGCUCAAAUAAUGCUAAACGCCAUUAUCUAAAUCAACUAAUAGUUGAAUACACGGAAGUGUCUAAAUACGUUUUCGGUCGUGUUUUACUCGGAGAUCCUGGAGAUGUCGCGGAUUAGAGGGAGUCCCCAGAGUCUGGGGGUCUUGCACGGGCAGCAGCUCGGUCAACCCAGACGAGCGGAGAAGCCUCCGCGAUGUGGGGACGCGGAGAAGAUCCGCAUCCCCACACCGUAGAGACCUUGACGGCACGUGGAUACAGCGUGCCCCUGAUAUACAGGGUGCUACAGAUUUCUUGUGACCCCUCCCCCCCACCCCCAAAAUUAAUUAACGCCUCACACUUUUUUUUUCCUUUAGCAAUAUUAAUUUCUGUUUUAAACCUUAUCUAGGAUUUUAUGUAGCGCUUUUAUCGAAGCGCUUUACAAUAGAUUAUUGGUUCUUUCGGUAAAGUCACGUAGAAGGGAAGCAAUCAAAUAAUAAAAAUAUAAAGCAAUAAAAUUUUCACGACGUUUCGACUGCAACACAAGCAAUCAUCAUCAGGUGUGAAAACCACAGCAAUAGUUAUAAAUUGCACAUUAGUGUUGGCUAAUGGGGAUGGGGUUUGAGUGUUGGGGAGUGGAAGGGAUGUUAGGGAAGUAUGAUGAUAGGGAAAGGGGGGGGGGCGAGGUUAGGAAGGGGAAGGGAGAGGAUGGUUAAGGUUUUAAGCACGAGAACAGGAAGUAGUAGAGGAAUACGCUAAAAUAAAUAUUCCUUAAAAUAUUUAUUUAGUUGCAGAGAAUUAAAUUGUGGUCACAAGACAUCUGGACCACGCUGUCGGCUGGGGCGAGGUGGUUCAGAGCUUUGUAAGUUUGCCUCGUCCGUUCGGGUUCAUACAACCUUCAUCUAACUUGGCGUGUCGCCAUGAUUCAUUCAACAGAGGCUGUUAAACCAAAUGUUUGCAUUACCUUUACUGAUGAAAAUGUGGAUUUUUGUUCUUCAUAAAGACCAUAUAUAUUGCAUAUGAGCCAGUGUCUGUAGAUUUGUUUUUUUUAACGUUCGAGACCCAUGCUUUGGUGAAGGCAACGUAUUGCAAAUGGCAAUCUCUGUGUUAAAGUCGGUAUAUACAGGGUGGCCCAAAAGUCAAGACACACGGGGUUAUAUUUAGUUUAACAAAUAACAGGGUCAUUUUUUUUAAAUCAAUGUUCAAACUCACUUGCAAAAACAUUAAUGCAUGCAGGAAUGAUCUUUUGAAAUGAAUGUAGGACAGGUGUAAUCUUUGAACAUUCGUUCAUGGUUUUUGGUCGAGUUUUGUAAACAAUGAAUUUGUAUGAUAUAUGUAAUUUUUACUUUAAAUAAUAAACAAUUGAAAUGUCUUACUGCCAGUGUUAAAAUAAAUGAAAUAACCCUACGUGUCCUGACUUUUUGGGCCACCAAUCCAUUUAUCGUCAGCUCUACCAAACUAACAGCGAGACACUAUCGAGAAAACAAUAUUUAUUUUUCUAAAAAUAACUCUACACGUAUCCCACAAAUCUAAAUAGACAUUUAAAAAAGCAUAUAUUAACACUGUCCUCUGUGAGACACGGAGCCGUCACCUACACAAGAUUCAAGAAGAUUUUGACAAGAGCGAUAUUCGGAAUUGGUGGAGUGCCUAUAAAUGGAACGCCCUGUAUAUACGAAUUAUUAAUGAGAUGUAUCACAUCAUCUAUACAACGCUGCGUGCCAGUGUGAGAUCAAACGGGGUACGCUUCUGAGCGCUCAUGUUGUACAAGUCCUUCAGACUUGUGAAUAUACUCAUGUACAAAAGCAAAGGCGUAACUCGAAUAAUAAUAAUUUGCCUUCGGUGAUCGAUUAAUCGACGAAAGUGUCCUUUGCGAGUUGCUCACACCUUAUCACAUGUGUUUGUGUACGUCUGAUGUUACGUUUUUUUGUUGUUUCAAAUAUGAAUUGACACUUUCAUCAUCCCCUCUUUGUGUGUAGAUUUCACAAAAGACGAUACGAAAUAAAGGCGGGCCUGGCUUGUUUUGA